Messenger RNA from Helobdella robusta, 2793 nucleotides. RefSeq lists its product as hypothetical. The record is from RefSeq and is a predicted model, not a curated record. Lineage: Eukaryota; Metazoa; Annelida; Clitellata; Rhynchobdellida; Glossiphoniidae. Gene Ontology annotation, biological process: protein export from nucleus. The transcript has 19 exons. Bases 1 to 2313 code for a protein of 770 amino acids. Gene Ontology annotation, molecular function: nuclear export signal receptor activity.
AUGAACAGUUACCUGAACAAGAUGAUUGAAUAUUUCCGUAGCUUCAUCCUGACUCAUAUGCAUAAAUUCCUGACCAAUCAAAACUUUCCUUUCACGCAGUUUCUUGCCCUUUUCAUUCAGUUCACUUUCAAGCAGCCGACCAAUGAGAAUUACUUCAGAUGUUUGGAUAUAUGGAAUGAGUUUAUUGAUAGCAUCUCUUCAAAGAUGGAAGAAUGUCGUAAUGAUACAAAUGCUCAACUAAUCAAGUACCAAGAGGUACUGCUAGCGCUUUUUGUCAGUGUAUCUGAAAGGAUCCAAUUCAAGACCAACCAAUCACAGCUCGAAAUGCUCGAUGAUGACAUACUUGAUGAUGAUUUUAAAACAGAAUGGCAGUCGUAUUUGAUGGAGAACAUUAACAUUAUUGUAGGGAUUGGCAAACUCUUCCCAGCUCAAGUCUUUCAACAUCUCUUCCAGCCAUUCAACGAGUCAUUAAGCAUAUAUCUUGACCUCAAAAGAUUUAUAACGACGACGACAACAUCGCCAAAGUUAAACAUAACAGCAGAAAAUGAUUGCAGAAGGUUGCAUUGUAGUUUGAGAGACUUUUCGACUGCCCUGCAGAUACAAGCCUCACUCAUCGAUCAUCUCAUCGGCGAGAACUUCGAAAAAAAUUUCAACUCUGGCUGUUCUUUGAUGGAGAGACUAAUCACAGUGGCUGAUUAUGGUUCUCAGUUGAAGCUCUACGAUACAUCAUCGCCAAUUGAGAACGUCCUGGAAGCCGAUUUUAUUGAAGUUCAUGCUCAAACGCUAGCGGUACUAAAAACCUGUUCUGUCUGGUUGGCCCAGUUUUACGUGAGGUCAAGGUCAAGUGACGAAGGUUCAAGGUCGAAGUGCGAUGGAAUGAUUGAUGUCCUCCUGUCAUCCGUCAUUCCUUUGUUUUUGCAGGAAAGCGUUCCGGAGAAGAUACUACUAUCAGGAAGUCACCUGCUCCUAUCAUUACUAACCACUGUAUGUCCAGCGGCAGCGUACAACUCCAACAAGUACCUCCAACAGUUGUACAUCAGUGGCAUUCUUCGUCGCAAUGCUACGUCAUCACACACGCAGGUGGAGUUAUUGACUUACAGAGCCCUAACUCACUACCUCCUAAUUCCCUGGCCGACGACGACCAAUCAGGAGUGGGAGAGGCGUGGCCAGCUGAUGACGUCAUUCGUCAAUCACCUGAUUGGGGAUUACGUGCAGUUGGGUGAUGAGGAGACCUAUGUGAAGCUGAGAUUGAAUGGGGAAUUUAGAGAAUCAAUGAGACCGGCCGUUGAGAAGACGCUAACCAUCGUCACUGAUAUAAUAAACCACCUCGACGUUUCCGGCGGCAAGAAGCAGAAGAUCAUGUCCUACGCCUGCUUCCGCAGCUCCAUCCACUUGGCCUUGAAGUUACUUCCUGUUUACAUCUCUAAUUCAGAAGUUUCUAGUUUAUUUCUCCAGUUGAUCCUGGCGGUUGUUCAAGUGCAUCGGAUCGAGAUGGGCGCUCAGGCCGUCGCCUCCCUCAUUCAGCCUGUCAUGCAACUCUUCACUAAGGAGCUUAUAAUGGACUGUUUAACUGACGAGAAAUCCGCUAGUCAUCAAAUCGUAGAAAAGUUCUUACAAAUCUUGACCAUCAUAGCAUCAGAGCCCGGGCAGACGUUUAAAAAAUUCCUACCCUCCAUAUUGGACUUGAGUUUGCGACAAGUCUAUCCCCUAUUAGCCGAGAGACAGAUCCCUGACGUUAAGGUCACGCUGUUCUCUCUAUUCCAUUCUAUCCUGAAGCAUAAUUGGAAAUUUUUCUUCCCCAGCACCCUAUUGGCUGCCGCCGCCAAGUCAUCUGACCAGCUGAACAACCAAUCAGCUUCUUUUACUAGGGAACAAUAUUUUUCUGGAAUCAUGCAGGCACUUGGACAAUCGUUUCUUCAGACAGAUGUAGAACUGUUUAGGCACAACCUCAGCAUUUUGGAGAGCUUAAACGAUCGGUUUAAACUCUACGAAAAACCCGCUUUCAAGAACAUCCUUCUCUCUGACUUCCUCUCCGUACUUCUCCACACCCUCUUCAACAAGUCACAUGACCUACUGCGAGAUGACAUCACUACCGCCAUUUUCAAUAUGGCGGCUACGGAUUUUGAGUACUUCUACUCAACGUUUGUGGUUCGUUUCCUGGCGACUGUGGAACUUUCUAGUGAUGUGCAAAAACAGAGACUCCUGAUUGCGCUGCAGAGAGAAAAGGACCUGCCAACUUUCUCAAAGAACUUAGAGAACUUUGUGAACGAUCUUAGGUACUAUAAGUUAAACUGCUGCCAAACGCCAAACUAAUUUUAUAUUUUUUUUUGGAAAUUUAGUCAGCUGUUAGUAUAUAUUGACAAUUUUUAUUAUAUAAUUAUGAAAAUAAUAAUAAUUUAAUAAUAAUAAUUUUUAUUUUUAUAUUAUUCAGUUUUAUGUCUGUUAUUUAAAUUAACAUUCUUCUCAUAUAAUUAUUUGUAAAUGGCAUGGGAUGAUUUUAUAGAUGUGUGAUUUUUUGGUUUGUUUCAUUGGUUGAAUGAUAGUUAAGUUUAUUGUGAUUGACCGACGAAAUGAAUGAACAAUUGAUUGAUUUGAUUGGCUGGUUGAUUGAUUGAUUGAUUGAUUGAUUGAUUGAUUGAUUGAUUGAUUGAUUGAUUGAUUGAUUGAUUGAUUGAUUGAUUGAUUGAUUGAUUGAUUGAUUGAUUGAUUGAUUGAUUGAUUGAUUGAUACAUUUUUAUACUUUUAGUUUUCGUUCACUUUAAAGAAUUGUUUUAAUUGUAAUAAAUUUAUGAA